GUCGAGUGAAUCAGUGUGUACAAGUGAGAAAUAGUCCCAAGGACUUGAAGGACAUACGCUUGAACAGUCGCAGUGUCCUGGAAAUAAUGGAUUACCAGUGUUGAUACUCGAAAGGAUAACGGAUACCCAGUGUCGAUUUCAGUUCUACGAAAGCUGAAACUGCGUACUGAAUAAUCCUGCCAGAAUGGCAAGGAAAGUGAUUUAUUUGUCCGUGUGGCUGCUCCUAAUCGGCCAUGUGUGGGCCGAGGAAGGGGAUCUAGUGAUGAACGAUGAGGAUGACGAGGAUAUAAACCCCCUCGUCCAGGCCGUACCGGAUGCCGUCGAUAACGAAGUCGGCCGCGAUGAGCGCCACAUAAGCUUCUCGUUUCGGAAUGCACCCCCAGUGAGCGCCCGGUACAGUUACGCCGGAUCUGCUGGAGGAGUAGGACCAGGAUACGGUGGUGGUGGCAUCAAGACAUCGGCCAGUGGCGCAGGGUACGGAGGGCUAUUUGCGAACAAACUGCUUGGAGUUUUUGGCAAGGGAAACCAAGGAAACUUUUACGGUCACGUCGGACAGUCUCUGGCUGCCCACGGAAAGUGUGCCGCUCUGGAGCUGCCGCCGAACGUGCAAUCCGAGUGCCACAAUGGUCGCUGUAAGGUCUCUUGUCCAGCUGGAUAUAGCUUCGGCCAGGACAUCCUAGUCCUGGAGAUGUUCUGCAGCAACGAUGGCUGGAUCAUUGGCAACUCCAUAUUCUCCGUAGUGCCACCCUGCCACGCCCGGUGCCAGCCGGCCUGUCAGAACAAUGGCAUCUGUCUCUCAACGGGCGUCUGUCAGUGUCCGGAAAACUAUUACGGACCCGCCUGCCAGACGAAGAAGUCCGUGUGCGCCUCGUUUCCCAAGGCCCCAAAGAACUCUAAGGUCUCCUGCAUGAACAAUGUUUGCCAUGCGGAAUGUAUGCGGGGAUUCAAGUUCCCCGACGGCAGUGGAAUAACCAACAUUGAAUGCCGCGAUGGCCAGUGGGUACACACAAAGACUGGGCUGUCCAAGCCCCCCGACUGUGGCCCCACUUGUGCGCCUGGCUGCGAGAAUGGCGGUCAGUGCAUCAGCUUCAAUGUUUGCCAGUGCUCCAAGAUGUUCCGCGGUGCCCACUGUCAAUAUAACAUCGCCAGCUGCAAUGUGACCAACACAAACUUCAAUGGCAACUACAAGUGCGCCUAUGAGAUGGAGGAGGCACGGUGCACCUUCACCUGUCCCCAGGUGCCCGGUCUAAAAGUCCAAGGACGCUUGGACAUUGAAUACAAGUGCAACUAUCAGCAGGGCCAGUACCUUCCCUCACCGCUUCCCAAGUGCAUAUUUCCUCCUGGCUACACCAUCCGCACCAAAACAUCCUCAAGGGAGGAGCAGCAGGCUGGACGCGUCUAUCAUGGCGGUUAUAGCGGUGAGACGGCCUAUGAAAUACGAUCCGAGCGGGAGCAGCUACUAGCCAUAUUUGCCAAGUACAUGGAUAUGGAGCGAAAAAGCGAAUGGUGGUCAUCGGAGGAGACUGUUGUUACCCCGGGCAGGUAUUCCUUGUACCAGAGCAGCGAGUUGGAUGUGGUUAUAGACAAGACCCCGCGACCCGCUCUCUGCACCACUUGGGGUGGCAUUAAUAUGAAAACCUUUGAUGGCCUGGUGUUCAAGGCUCCUCUGUCUUGCUCGCACACGCUGAUCACGGACAAAGUGUCGGCAACCUUUGACAUAAUUCUGAAGGCGUGUCCCUAUGGUUCCGGCUAUGGUUGCGCCCACACACUGAAGGUUCUGUGGCAGUCCGUGCUCUACACCUUUGAGAAUUUGAAUGGAACCAUUCAGCUGUCCACGCCCAUCAAGAAGCUGCCCAUGUCCGUCCAAGUGAUGGGCAUGAAGGUGAUGCCCGUUGCACAGCAUGUGCAGAUCGAUCUGGAGUCGGUUGGCCUCAAGCUCGACUGGGACCACCAUCAGUAUGUCUCCGUGCAGGCCGGACCCCAGAUGUGGGGCAAAGUGGGUGGUCUGUGCGGCUCCCUCGAUGGCGAUCCGCACACCGACUUUGUCUCCCGCACGGGCAAGAAACUGGAGACUGUCAAGGCGUUCGCCGAUGCCUGGCGCGUCCAGGAUCACAGUGAGAUGUGCCUCGUGGAGAACAGCGCCGAGCUGGACUUUGGCAUGGAGUCCUGCGAACAGAGCAAGCUGCAGAAGGCAGUGUCAGUCUGUGAGCGCCUCCUGGCCAACGAAAAGCUGGGCGACUGCAUCAAACCCUUCAACCACGAGGCUCUUAUACGCACCUGCAUGGCCGACUAUUGCAACUGCGCCAAUCGCGAGCAUCCGGAGAGCUGCAAUUGCGACGCCAUUGCCAUGCUGGCCAAGGAGUGCGGCUUCAAGGGCAUCAAGCUGGAGCAUGGCUGGCGCAAUCUGGAGAUUUGUCCCAUCAGCUGCGGCUUUGGACGGGUCUAUCAAGCCUGCGGUCCCAAUGUGGAGCCCACCUGCGACUCGGACGUCGCACUGUCACCCAGCAGAGAGACCUGCAACGAGGGCUGCUACUGUCCCGAGGGCACGGUGCAGUACAAGGAUGCGUGCAUCACGCGCGAGCUGUGUCCCUGCACGCUGCGCGGCAAGGAGUUCAAGCCGGAGUCGACGGUAAAGAAGAACUGCAACACCUGCACCUGCAAGAACGGCCAGUGGCGAUGCACGGACGACAAAUGUGGAUCGCGGUGCGGGGCCAUCGGUGAUCCGCAUUACCAGACCUUCGAUGGGAGGCGAUACGACUUCAUGGGCAAGUGCUCGUACCAUUUGCUGAAGACGCCGAACAUGUCGGUGGAGGCGGAGAAUGUGGCCUGCUCGGGCGCCGUCUCGGAGGCCAUGAACUAUGCCGCGCCCGAUGAUCCGUCCUGCACCAAGUCGGUGACCAUUCGCUUCGUCCUUCGGGAUGGCACGCCCUCGGUUGUCAAACUGGACCAGGGGCUGACCACCCUCAUCAAUGACAAGCCCAUUGCCAAGCUGCCCAAGAUGCUGGGACGGGGCGAGGUGCUGAUCCGCAGGGCCAGCUCCACUUUCCUGACCGUCGAAUUCGCCGACGGCAUUCGCGUCUGGUGGGACGGCGUGUCGCGUGUAUAUAUCGACGCCCCGCCGAGCUGGCGGGGCCAGACACAGGGCCUGUGCGGCACCUUCAACUCCAAUACGCAGGACGAUUUCCUGACGCCCGAGGGCGAUGUGGAGACCGCCAUUGAGCCGUUUGCAGACAAGUGGCGCACCAAGGACACGUGCCAGUUCAAGGCGGAGACACACCAGGGUCCGCAUCCGUGCACGCUUAAUCCGGAGCGGAAGGAACAGGCGGAGAAGCACUGCGACUGGUUGCUGCAGGACAUCUUCCAGGACUGCCACUUCAUGGUGGAGCCGGAGAAGUUCUACGAGGACUGCCUGUACGACACGUGCGCCUGCAAGGACGAGCUGGCCAAGUGCUUCUGCCCCAUCCUGUCCGCCUAUGGCACAGAGUGCAUGCGGGAGGGUGUCAAGACGGGCUGGCGAAUGACGGUUAAGGAGUGUGCUGUGAAGUGUCCGAUGGGUCAGAUCUUCGACGAGUGCGGCGAUGGAUGUGCCCUCACAUGCGAUGAUCUGCCCAGCAAGGGGAGCUGCAAUCGGGAGUGCGUCGAGGGCUGCCGCUGUCCGCACGGGGAGUACAUCAACGACCAGGGCGAGUGUGUGCCCAAGCACAAGUGCCAGUGCAGCUUCGAUGGCAUGACCUUCCGGUCGGGCUACAAAGAGGUGCGCCCCGGGGAGAAGUUCCUCGAUCUGUGCACCUGCCAGGACGGUGUCUGGGAUUGUCAGGAUGCCGAGCCGGGCGACAAGGACAAGUAUCCGCCCUCGUCUGAGCUGCGCUCCAAGUGCUCCAAGCAGCCGUUCGCCGAGUUCACAAAGUGCGCCCCCAAAGAGCCGAAGACCUGCAAAAAUAUGGACAAGUAUGUGGCGGAUUCCACAGAGUGCCUGCCCGGCUGUGUCUGCAUGGAGGGGUAUGUGUAUGACACCUCCCGCCUGUCCUGUGUGCUGCCCACCAACUGCUCGUGCCACCAUGCCGGCAAGAGCUACGACGACGGGGAGAAGAUCAAGGAGGAUUGUAACCUGUGCGUGUGUCAGGCGGGCAACUGGAAGUGCUCAGAUAACGGCUGCGAGUCCACCUGCAGUGUGUGGGGCGAUUCGCACUUCACCACCUUCGAUGGCCAUGACUUUGACUUCCAGGGAGCCUGCGACUACGUCCUCGCCAAGGGCGUCUUCGAUAAUGGUGAUGGCUUCAGCAUAACCAUACAGAAUGUCCUUUGCGGCACUAUGGGUGUGACCUGCUCCAAGUCUCUGGAGAUUUCCCUUACUGGCCAUGCCCAGGAGUCGUUGGUCCUCAGCGCAGAUUCCGCCUACAGCACUGAUCCGAACAAGUCGCCCAUCAAGAAGCUCCGAGACAGCGUCAACUCCAAGGGACACAAUGCGUUCCACAUCUACAAGGCGGGAGUAUUCGUGGUCGUGGAGGUGAUUCCCCUCAAGCUGCAGGUCAAAUGGGACGAGGGAACACGAGUCUAUGUGAAACUGGGAAACGAGUGGCGCCACAAGGUCAGCGGACUGUGUGGCAACUACAAUGGCAACGGACUGGACGACAUGCAGACACCGUCGUUGGGCCUGGAGACCAGUCCCAUGCUCUUCGGACAUGCCUGGAAGCUGCAGCCGCAUUGCUCCGCCCCGGUGGCCCCCAUCGAUGCCUGCAAGGCGCAUCCGGAGCGCGAAACCUGGGCCCAGCUCAAGUGCGGUGCUCUUAAGUCGGAGCUGUUCGCGCAGUGCCACGCGGAGGUGCCACUGGAGCUGUAUUGGAAACGCUGCAUCUUCGAUACGUGCGCCUGCGAUCAGGGCGGCGACUGCGAGUGUUUGUGCACGGCGAUGGCUGCCUAUGCGGAUGCCUGUGCCCAGAAGGGCAUCAAUAUACGCUGGCGUUCGCAGCAUUUCUGUCCCAUGCAAUGCGAUCCCCACUGCUCGGACUACAAGUCCUGCACGCCGGCCUGCGCUGUGGAGACAUGUGACAACUUCCUGGAUCAGGGCAUCGCGGAGCGCAUGUGCAACAGGGAGAACUGCCUCGAGGGGUGCCACAUCAAACCGUGCGACGAUGGCUUCAUCUACUUGAACGACACCUACCGCGAGUGCGUGCCCAAGGCCGAGUGCAAGCCCGUGUGCAUGGUGCGGGACGGAAAGACCUACUACGAGGGCGACAUCACCUACACGGAUUCCUGUGCCACCUGUCGCUGCUCCAAGCGCAAGGAGAUCUGCAGCGGCGUCAAGUGCAACCUGCCCACGCCCAGCACGCCCGCUCCAGUCGUGGAGGGAACCACCGAGACAAUGCCAAUGGCCACGCAGAAUCAGACCAAGUGCGUCAAGGGCUGGACGAGAUGGUGCGACAAGGACAAGGACGCCUCGGACAAGAGUGUGCGGCUGAACGACGAGGAGAAGGUGCCGCGCUACGAUCGCCUGGAGAACGUCUACGGCACCUGCUUGAAGCAGUUCAUGACGAAGGUCGAGUGUCGGGUGAAGGACAGCCACGAGGCGCCCGAGCAGAUGGAUGAGAACGUGGUCUGCAACCUAGAGGAGGGUCUGCGGUGCACUGGCAAGUGCCACGACUACGAGCUGCGCGCCUUCUGCCAGUGCGACCAGGAGCCACUGCCGCCCGCCCCCAAGCCCACUGAGCGGCCCCAAAUAGGGCUGGCCUGCGAUGCUGGUGUGGUGGAGUACAAAGACUUCCCUGGCGACUGCCACAAGUUUCUGCACUGCCAGCCCAAGGGAGUGGAGGGAGGCUGGAUCUACGUGGAGCAGACCUGCGGCGAGUACAUGAUGUUCAAUCCCACGAUGUUCAUCUGCGACCACAUCGCCACUGUCCAGGAGCUGAAGCCCAGCUGUGGCAAGAAGCCCAAGCCGGAGCCGGAAUUGGAGCCCCUCCAACAUUGUCCCGAGGGCAAGGUUUGGACGGACUGUGCCAAUCAGUGCGAGCACACGUGCCACUACUACGGCAGCAUCCUGCGCAAGCGCGGCCUCUGCCAGCCCGGUGAGCACUGCAAGUCUGGCUGCGUGGACAAACUGCGGCCGGACUGCCACACGCUGGGCAAGUACUGGCGGGAUGAGGACACCUGUGUGCAUGCCGACGAGUGCCCCUGCAUGGACAAGGCCGAGCACUAUGUCCAGCCCCACAAGCCCGUCCUUGGGGAGUUUGAAGUCUGCCAGUGCAUCGACAAUGCCUUCACCUGUGUGCCCAAUAAGCCGGAUCCCAUCACUCCAAUAGAGGGAGUGCCUGAGCUGGAACCUCUGGUGCCCAUUUUACCCGUAACCCUUACCCCACCACUGCACUGCGCUUCGGAUCGGCUCGUGCCGAAGAUCGAGAAUGGCCCUCGCUCCCUGCCCGACAGCAUCUUCAAUGCCAGCUCCCAGCUGGCACCAGAACACGGCCCGGCCAAGGCUCGUCUCACCAAAAAUCAGCCACAGGGCAGCUGGUCACCCAACAUCAACGACCAAAUGCAGUAUCUCGAGCUGAAUUUCGGCCGGCCAGAGCCCUUCUAUGGAGUGGUCAUGGCGGGCAGUCCCGACUUUGACAACUAUGUGACGCUCUUUAAGAUCCUGCACAGCCAUGACGGCAUAGCCUAUCACUAUCUGGUGGACGAGACGGAAAAGCCGCAGAUGUUCAAUGGCCCCCUGGACUCUCGGGCUCCGGUUCAGACCUACUUUAAGGUGCCCAUUGAAGCGAGCUCGUUGCGCAUUUAUCCCCUGAAAUGGCACGGCUCGAUUGCCAUGCGUGUGGAGCUGCUGAUUUGCGGUGACAAGGAGGAACCCAAGCCCACCACUUCCAUCACGCCAACCAGCACGGAGCAUCCAGCGCAUUUCCAGGAAACGGAAUGCAUCGAUGAGAUGGGCGUGGAUGACGGAAAAAUGUACGCAGAUCAGGUGCAAUCGAGCAGCGUUUGGCAGCUGCCUAAGCCGGCCAAGAAGCCGGCACUGUUGGAUCUACUAAAGCUAUCGACGCCCCUGUCCUGGCGCCCUCUGUCCAAUACCCCGAAUGAAUACGUGGAGUUUGAUUUCCUGGAGCCUCGAAAUAUCUCUGGUUUUGUGACCAAGGGCGGCCCCGAUGGCUGGGUGACCGGCUACAAGGUGCUCUUCUCCAAGAAGAAGCCCAUCUGGAACACGGUGCUCUCGCCAAGCGGACAGCCGCGCAUCUUUGAGGCCAAUGUGGAUGGGGAAACCGAGCGCAGACAUCACUUUAAGCCGCUCAUACUCGCGCAGUUCCUCAAGGUGGUGCCGGCCAAGUGGGAGAGGAACAUUAACAUGCGCAUCGAGCCCCUGGGAUGCUUCAAGCCCUAUCCUGAGAUCGAGCGUCAAGUGACGGUGGACAAUAGCGCACCCAGCAAGUGCAACAUUUGCGCUGGCAUUGCAGGACCCCAGUUCAGAGCCAGCAACUGCCCAUGCCACAGCCAGCCGGCUCUCUACUGGGAUGGCAACAAUUGCGUGCAGCACAAUCUGUGCCCCUGUGUGGAGAACUACGUCAGCUAUCCGAUUGGCAACAAGUUCGAGAACUCCGCCUGCGAGGACUGUGUCUGUGUGCUCGGCGGGCACAAGAACUGCAAGCCCAAGAAGUGUGCGCCCUGUCCGGAUGCCAAACUGCGACCGGUGAUCACCAGCGAUUGCUUCUGCAAGUGCGAGCCCUGCCCCAAGCAGCAGAGAUUGUGUCCUUCCAGUGGAGACUGCAUCCCAGAGGUGCUCUGGUGCAAUGGUGUACAUGAUUGUGCGGACGAUGAGGACGCCAGUUGCACAGAUUCGUUCACUGUUCCGCGCGAACCCAUUCGGGUGAAGAAUGAGACCGAGAUCAUCACCUGUCCAGCGCCCGCUUGUCCUCCGCAAAUGAAGAUCAAAAUCAUCGAGAAGAAGGCGCGCAAGAUGUCAAAGAUGUUUACCUUCUCCAAGCAGGUGUCGAUUGUGGACGACGGCGAGACCAUCACCAAGACGAAGUUCAUAUCCUCCUCGGAACAAAUGCUGUCGAUGCCCACCCAAGAGCUGGACUUCCAGCUGGAGGAGCAGUGCAACGAGUUCACCUGUGUGCCCAUAGCCACCAAGGUGGUGGACAAGAACGAAACUGUCACCUGCUCGGAGCCCAAGUGCCCGGAGAAGUACGAUGUGGAGCUGGACAUGAGCACGGCGAAGGCGGGCGACUGCCUGAAGUACACCUGCGUCCUCAGGCCCAACAAAGACGAUGUGUGCGAGAUUAGCGGCAAGAGCUUCACCACCUUCGAUGGUACCCUGUUCAAGUACGGGCCAUGCAGCCACAUUCUGGCCAGGGACAUACACAACGGCAGCUGGUCCAUAUCGGUUCAUCAGCAGUGCACCGACGAGUCGCGCAAGAUCUGCCACAAGGUGAUCACCAUCCAGGACAUACAAGCGGGCAAUGAGCUGGUCCUGCUGCCCCACUUGAAGCUCAAGUUCAAUGGCUUCGAGUUCACGGUGCAGCAGCUCAUCAACUCGCCCAUCUGCAAGGCCUCCUUUGUGGUCAGCCAGCCGGGCAAGACCCUUCUGGCUGUUUCGACCAAAUACGGCUUCUGGAUACAACUCGAUGACAUUGGCAUCGUCAAGGUGGGCAUCUCCUCCAAGUUCAUACGCACUGUGGACGGCCUCUGCGGCUAUUACAAUGGAAAUCCCAGGGAUGACAAGCGUUCGCCAGAGGGAAAAAUCAUUGCUAACACGGAGAGCUUCGGCGACAGCUGGUACGACAAGCGAGUGCCCAAGGAACAGUGCGGGGAUCUGAAGUGCUCCAGGGAGAUGCAGGCCAAGGCGCUGCAGCAGUGCAACAUCAUUCACCAUCCCACCCUUGCCCGCUGCCACAAGGCCGUGAACUACAAGCAGUUCCUGAACAACUACUGCCUCGAGGCCGCCUGCGACUGCAUGAUGGCCAACAACGGGGAUCCGGCCGCCUGCAAGUGCAAAAUUCUGGAGAGUUUCGUCAAGAAGUGCCUCAGUGUGAAUCCGCUGGUGCAGCUGCCCACUUGGAGGGCGGUGUCUCAGUGCGAGAUCAGCUGCCCGGCGCCUCUGGUGCACACGGACUGCUACAAGCGACGCUGCGAGCCGUCGUGCGACAACAUCCAUGGCGAUGACUGCCCUGUGCUGCCCGACACCUGCUUCCCGGGCUGCUACUGUCCGGAGGGCACCGUGCGGAAGGGCCCCAACUGCGUGCCCAUCUCCGAGUGCAAGGACUGUGUGUGCAAUGCCAUCGGAGCCUCCAACUACAUGACCUACGAUCGCAAGAGCUUCAGCUUCAACGGCAACUGCACCUAUCUGCUGUCGCGCGACGUCGUCCUGCCCGGAGUCCACACAUUCCAGGUGUACGUCAGCAUGGACGAUUGCAAGAAGCUGGGACAGAGCAGUCCCGUGGACGGUGGCAGCUGCGCCAAGUCGCUGCACAUUCUCAACGGGGAUCAUGUGAUCCACGUACAGCGAGUGCCGCUGCAGCCGAAAUCCCUUCAGGUGUUGGUCGAUGGGUUCGAGGUGAAGCGGAUGCCCUACAAGGACAGCUGGAUCUCGCUGCGCCAGGUGGUGGGCAAGGAGCUCGUGCUAUCCCUGCCCGAGUCGCAUGUGGAACUAACCGCCUCGUUCGAGGAUUUGAUCUUCUCGUUGGGCGUGCCCAGCAUCAAGUACGGCAGCAAGAUGGAGGGCCUCUGCGGGGACUGUAACGGGAGCCCGGCCAAUGACUUGCAGCCCAAUCCGGCCAAGAAGAAGCCGGGCGUGGAUGCCAUCCAGAGCUGGCAGGCGGACGAGCCCAAGCUAGGACUCACCGACGCCCAAGAGUGUCUCAGCGAGGAUGUGCCCAAGGAGCAGUGCAUCCCGCUGCCGCCGGAGAAGGAUCCCUGCCUGCAGUUCUACAAUGCCGAGCUGUUCGGCAAGUGUCCGCUGGUCGUCGAUCCCAUUGCGUACGUCUCCGCGUGCCAGCAGGAUAUCUGCAAGCCGGGCAACACCCAGCAGGGAGUCUGUGUGGCUCUGGCUGCUUAUGCCAAGGAGUGCAACCAGCACGGCAUCUGCACCACGUGGCGAAGGCCGCAUCUGUGUCCCUAUGAGUGUCCCAGCGACAUGGUGUACGAGCCCUGUGGCUGUGCCAAGACCUGCGACACCGUUAAGGCCAUGUCAGAGUACGAUGCAGUAAGUCUGAAGAGCCAGACGGUCAUCCGGACGGUGAAGAGCGAUGAGAUGUGCAUCAGCUCGGAGCGCUUCGAGGGCUGCUUCUGUCCCCCCGGCCAGGUGAUGGACGCCGGCAAGUGUGUGCCGGAGAUAGCCUGCUCAAAGUGCGACGAUGGCUUGCAUUUGCCGGGCGAGAAGUGGCCAAAGGACAAGUGCACCGACUGCCAGUGCGAUGAGAACGGCAAAACGUCGUGUGUGCAGAAGAAGUGCCAGGUGGAGGAGAACAUCUGCGCCGAGGACUACAAGCCGCAGAUAAUUGUCACCAAGGAGGAGUGCUGCCCCAGAUACCGAUGUGUGCCAGAGCCCAAGGAUCCUGCCAAACUGUGUCUGGCGCCUAUGAUGCCUGUCUGCGGUCCGGGACAGUUUAAGAAGCAGAAGAACGACGUCAAUGGCUGUCCUCAAUACAUUUGCGAAUGCAAACCAAAGGAAGAGUGUGAGGUGCUGAAGCCGCCGCGGGAGCUGAUGCCCGGCGAGAAGCUAGUCAAGAUUGAGGAGGGUUGCUGCCCCACUCAGAAGAUCAUCUGCCAGACAGAGCUGUGUCCCAAGGCGCCCAUCAGUUGUCCAGAGCGAUUCUACGAAGUGAAGACCACAAAGGAAAUCGAUGAGUGCUGUUCCACCCACUCCUGUGUGCCGCCGAAGAAUCUGUGCAUUGUCCAGUACGAGCUGGAGGACUCAUCAAAGUUCACCAAGCAGGUGGGCGAGAAGUGGACUCAUGCCAAGGAUGUGUGCAAGCGCGAGACCUGUUCGUAUGGCCCCGAUGGCAAUGCACAGGUGCUCAGCACUCUGGAGAUGUGCUCGACGGACUGUGCUCCUGGCUUCAGCUAUCAGAGCCUGGAUAAGAGCAAGUGCUGUGGAAAAUGCAUCCAAACCGCCUGUGUGUUCGAGCAGAAGUUGUACGCAGUCAAUGAUCUGUGGAAAUCGGCGGAUAACUGCACGCACUACAGCUGCCUGAAGAAGGAUGGCCAGCUGAUGGUCACAUCCUCGCAGGAGAUCUGUCCGGUUGUGACCGACUGUCUGUCCCAUCUCCUGUACCAGAAUGGCUGCUGUAAGCGCUGCAAACUGGAGCCGAAGCCGGAAGACAAAUCCACUUGUUUGCCCGUGUCCUUGGCCGAGUCACAGACCAAGGAAAUCCUCAAGUUCCCCAAGCCCGGUCAUGGGGUCUGUGUCAAUGCCGAACCUAUUAAGGGCUUUACCGACUGCCAGGGCGCCUGCUCGUCCGGAUCCAAGUACAACAGCCUCACCGACAUGCACGAGAAGUUCUGCACUUGCUGCAGCAUCAAGUCCUACCAAGCGAUCUCAGUGAAAAUGGUCUGCCAAGACGGUCACACGUACAGCCAAAGGCACGAGGUGCCCGCCAACUGUGGCUGCUCGCCCUGCUCCGAGCUCUCGGACCCACCGAUCGAUAUGCGAAUGCUGCCGGACGUGCAGUCUCCACUGCUGGCGCUGCUCGGAAAUCAUCAGCACAUCUAAAUGAGCUAGUUGCAUAUGUUUAAGUUAGUAAAGUGAAUUGAGCAUUCAAAAUAUA
Molecule: messenger RNA, 11750 nt
Organism: Drosophila obscura
Lineage: Eukaryota; Metazoa; Arthropoda; Insecta; Diptera; Drosophilidae
Gene: Hml
Product: hemocytin
Exons: 27
Coding region: 185-11695 (3836 amino acids)
Cellular component (GO): extracellular region; extracellular matrix
Molecular function (GO): chitin binding; protein binding
Source: RefSeq, a predicted model, not a curated record